AUGGAAAUACAUUUAGACUUGUCUGAUGACUCCGAUGAGGCCUUGCGACGCCAAAUGGAAGGGAAGUCAAAGUCAUCGCAAUCUUCACAAAAGAAUGCAGGGAGCCCUCGAAAGAAAUCUGGAUCGGGUAUCAUUACUAAGAAAGUAGAAAUCAAAACCCCCCCUGGAUUUCAGGACUCUAUCCACUUCACCACCUCGCGGUCGUUGGACUCAAAAUCAGUAUUCACGUACCGUUCCGGUGAAAGCACGGUUGUUGUUUCAAACAAAAAGAAUGAUGUUGCGAGACCAUCUUCUCCCAGUGGAUUUUCGAGCGUGGUGUCGAGUCGGAGAGAACGAAAGCGAGCCGAAUCACCAACGAGUUCUGUGUGGUCUCUGUUCAGUGAUAAAUCCCUUUUCAGUGAAAAAACACCCAGCAUGCAUUCCAUCAGCGAGUCAUCUCCACGAAUUGACUUUGCCGAUGAUAAUAAUGCAUUCAAGAAGAAAGCUACGACAAGUCCUGAAUCCAUGAAACGAGAGGAAAGCAUUGCCGAGGAGAAUAAAGCAAUUGACUGCAUUGAGAAGUUUCCUGCAAACGUCAAUGAAGAGGUGUCGAACAGUGGACCGAUUGACCCAUUGCCGCUCUCCAACUCGCACCAACCACCAAUAAUGGAUGGCCGCAUGGACGAGGUAGCGGACGCAGAAAGUACAGUGGGGACAGUCUCAGAUACAGAUUGGUCAAUUGAUUCUAACCAAUACAAUAGCACCAAGUAUGGAUACGCCGGCUACGGAAGCGGGCCUCCGCCAGGAAAGAAGAAACAUAAAAACAGGCAAGAGCUCAAGGACUUGGCCCCACCAGAAUGUCAGAUAUUACACGGGGGAUACCGGCAUACAAAGCUAUAUUGGCUCUUUCGUCUAGUGAUUACUUUGUUCUGUGGCUGUGGUGCUCUCAUCGGAAUGAUAUACUCCUACGACAUUGGAAUACGCCUCUUGGAAGCGGAGAACGGAAGAUUUUCCUUUGGAGUAUAUGGCGCUGGUCUCCUCAUGUACUUGGCAAUUGAAUCGAUUUUUGCAUCUCUCGAAAAUAGGCGGGUUGAAAAGCAAGCUCCACCCACAAACUAUGAGGAAACGGCAACGAAGACGAUUGCACUCCAAAUCUCAGCAUAUCAAGAAGACCCUCAUUAUUUUCGUGAGUGCCUAAUGGGGGCAAUGAAUAUGAAGUAUCCCCGCGACAAAUUCAAGGUCAUCUGCUGUAUCGAUGGAAAUGAAGCAGAUUCAGUAUAUAUGGCCCAGAUUUUCAACGAUGUAGUCAGAGGCAACGGCCAUGACCCGGCAUUCUUCCGAUGGGACUACAACUUUCACGAGCUCCCAGAGGGUCUUAAUGACAGUGAUAAUGGAGUGAGCACUCUGAACGAAUGCAUCGAAAUGAAUCAAUUUGUAUGUCUGAUGCAAAAAUGGGGUGGAAAGCGCGAAGUGAUGUACACCGCGUUCAAAGUACUGAAAGAAAAAGCUGACUAUGUUCAGGUUUGUGACUCCGAUACUCAGCUAGAUUCAAGGGCUAUGGUCGAGCUUGCAUGGAUUCUAGAUUCUCAACCAAAUACUGGAGCUGUUGGCGGGGAUGUUAGAAUUUGGAAUUCGGGUGACUCCUUUGUGUCCUUCUUGAGUAGUCUCCGCUAUUGGAUGGCAUUCAACAUCGAGCGAGCGUGCCAAAGUUAUUUCGGUUGCGUUUCUUGCAUCUCUGGACCAAUUGGGCUUUACCGCAUGUCUUUGAUUAACAAGAUUGUCGACUUGUGGUCUGAUCAAAGGUUUCUUGGCCAUGUUUGCACGUUUGGUGACGAUAGACAUCUGACCAACCGAAUUCUGCAGAUGGGCUACGCCACAAAGUACACACAACGAUCAUUCUGCAAGACAGAAACACCGUCAACAUAUUUGCGCUGGUUGUCUCAACAAAUCAGAUGGACAAAAAGCUACUACCGUGAAUGGUUGUUCAAUAGUAUGUGGUGGCACAAACAUCAUUUGUGGAUGGCGUGCGAAGCAAUUUUUUCAGGCGCUUUCCCAUUCUUAAUCAUGUACACGAUGAUCAGAAUCACAUGGUCGGGAGAGCUCUGGGUGCUAAUUCAUCUUCUUAUCAUCAUCCAGCUGGUCGGCCUUCUCAAGGGCCUCUUUGCAAGUCUAGUUCGAAGAGAUCCUGUCAUGAUUUUCACAAGUCUAUACUCCUCUCUUUACGUGAGCUCGCUGUUACCUUCGAAACUUUUUGCGAUUUUGACGAUUGGAAAGAAGAGCUGGGGGACAUCUGGUCGCAAAAACAUCUUGACAAACUACAAUCCAUUGAUUCCCGUAUCAACAUGGGUGCUGACUAUAUCAAGCGGUGUGAUUUACUCGGCUAUCGCAAAUGAUUAUAUGAAGGAAGGGGAAAUUGCGUUUCUUGGCAUUGGCAUUGGCGUUUAUGCCGGAUACUGGCUGCUCAUGGUUGUUCUGUGGAAAUUACGUCUACAGAAACAUCACACCACCAAGAAAAUGAUUGUCAAUGAUUCCAUUAUUGGCUCCAGAACAAACUUUUCCAAAAAUGUCAGACCGCAAAUAUCUUUGGAGAUACGAGAUGGUGUUGUGGACGACGAUGCUGCCGGACGGGAGGCAAAAGCAAUUCUAGCUAACUUGCGAGAUAUCGAAAACGGUCGCCAUCUUCCAAAUCCAUAUGCGUCAAAGACUUCGAAUGAAGGUCCGCCUGGGCUCGACGAAGCCGUUUUGCGAUUGUCAGCUUCGUCCUCUUCUCAUGGACCAAUUUCCCCUUCCGUAUCGAGCGUUUAUAGCUAUGACAACUUGAUUGAAGAUAUCCGUCGAAAUGAAGAGUCUGCUGGAGGCAUGAACGACAGGAGCAUUGAAGUGAUCAAGUUAUAA
This is a messenger RNA of Cylindrotheca closterium, 2874 nucleotides long. NCBI's taxonomy places the organism in Eukaryota, Bacillariophyta, Bacillariophyceae, Bacillariales, Bacillariaceae. The record is from the annotation of a GenBank genome assembly.